AUGCAGCAAUCACGAGCAAGACUGUUCAAGGAAUACAAAGAGGUUCAGCGAGAGAAAGUAGCUGAUCCGGAUAUUCAAUUGGUCUGUGAUGAUACCAACAUAUUCAAAUGGACUGCACUUAUCAAGGGGCCAUCGGAGACUCCUUAUGAAGGCGGUGUGUUUCAGCUUGCAUUUGCUGUUCCUGAACCAUAUCCUCUUCAACCUCCUCAAGUACGGUUCUUGACCAAAAUAUUCCAUCCAAAUGUGCAUUUCAAGACAGGGGAAAUAUGCCUGGACAUAUUGAAGAAUGCUUGGAGCCCCGCUUGGACGCUUCAGUCAGUGUGUAGAGCGAUCAUAGCAUUGAUGGCUCAUCCUGAGCCGGACAGUCCUCUUAACUGCGACUCAGGGAAUCUUCUAAGAUCUGGGGAUGUGAGAGGGUUCAAUUCAAUGGCACGUAUGUAUACACGCCUCGCUGCUAUGCCUAAGAAAGGAUGA
Messenger RNA from Arabis nemorensis, 474 nucleotides. Lineage: Eukaryota; Viridiplantae; Streptophyta; Magnoliopsida; Brassicales; Brassicaceae. The record is from the annotation of a GenBank genome assembly.